This is a messenger RNA of Zootoca vivipara (common lizard), 2782 nucleotides long. Its product is annotated as cytochrome P450 1A5. Gene Ontology annotation, biological process: hormone biosynthetic process; progesterone metabolic process. Lineage: Eukaryota; Metazoa; Chordata; Lepidosauria; Squamata; Lacertidae. The record is from RefSeq and is a predicted model, not a curated record. Gene Ontology annotation, molecular function: steroid 17-alpha-monooxygenase activity; oxidoreductase activity, acting on paired donors, with incorporation or reduction of molecular oxygen, reduced flavin or flavoprotein as one donor, and incorporation of one atom of oxygen; heme binding.
GUUCGGAGGAGGCGACUGAAGGCAUCCCAUCUGGAGCCAAAGUGGGCAUUGCGGGCAAAGCUAGUCUGGACAGGCUGAAACUUCUGAUCGGACACUUAAAUCUAGGAAGAUGAAGGCAGUGUUGUUGGGUAGCCAAAGCAUGAUGUCUCCUCCAGAAAUCCUCCUGGCCAUUGCGCUUUUCUGCCUGCUCCUGGUUGCCAUCAAAUCCUUCCGGCAGCAGAUCCCUCCGGGGCUGAAGCAGCUCCCGGGACCGAGGGCAUACCCGCUGAUCGGCAAUGUCCUGGAGCUUCAGAAAGACCCUCACCUGGCCUUGACUCGGAUGAGGCAGAGAUACGGGGAUGUGAUGCAGAUCCAUCUCGGCACAAGGCCAGUGCUGGUCCUGAGUGGGCUUGAAACUAUCAAGCAAGCCCUGAUAAAGCAAGCAGAAGACUUCUCGGGGCGCCCUGACCUCUACAGCUUCAAGUACAUUGGGGAUGGCCAGAGCUUGACCUUUGGCAGGGAUUCAGGGGAAUUGUGGCGAGCGCGCAAGAAGCUGGCCCAGAAUGCCCUGAAGGCCUUCUCAGCUUCUGCCAACCCAACCUCCUCCACUUGUCUGUUGGAGGAGCAUGUCUCCAAAGAGGCAGACUACCUUGUCAUGAAGUUCCAGGAGCUGAUGGAUGAGAAAAAGAGCUUUGACCCCUACCGGUACCUGGUGGUCUCUGUGGCCAAUGUCAUCUGUGCCAUGUGCUUUGGGAAGCGUUAUAGCCACGAAGACCAGGAACUGCUCAGUAUGGUGAACCUGAACAAUGAGUUUGGGGCGGUUGCUGCUGCCGGGAACGUGGCAGACUUCAUCCCUGUCCUCCAGUAUGUUCCCAGCCGCACCAUGAAGGCCUUCAAGGACCUCAACCAGCGCUUCACCACAUUUGUGCUGAAGAUGGUUAAGGACCAUUACAUGAGCUUUGACAAGGAGAACAUCCGAGACAUUACUGACUCCCUGAUCAACCACUGCCAAGAUAAAAAAGUGGAUGAGAAUGCAAACAUCCAGCUUUCGGAUCAGAAGAUUGUCAAUAUCGUCAGUGAUCUUUUUGGAGCUGGUUUUGACACCGUCACCACUGCUCUCUCCUGGUCCCUCAUGUAUCUGGCGACGUUUCCAGAAAUCCAGAAGAAAAUGCAGGAAGAAAUAGACCAAACCAUUGGCAGAGAAAGGAAGCCCAGGCUCUCAGAUCGUUCCACGUUGCCCUACACAGAAGCUUUCAUCCUGGAAAUGUUUAGGCAUUCCUCCUUCAUGCCUUUCACAAUCCCUCACUGCACAACCAGAGACACAGCACUGAAUGGCUUCUACAUCCCAAAGGAUCUCUGCGUCUUCGUCAACCAGUGGCAAGUCAACCACGAUCCGAAGCUUUGGCGAGAUCCUUCCGCCUUCAACCCAGAACGGUUUCUCACAGCUGACGGGACGGGAGUAAACCGAGCAGAGAGCGAAAAAGUUCUGACAUUUGGUCUGGGCAAGAGGAGGUGCAUUGGAGAGAACGUUGGCAAGGGAGAAGUCUUCCUUUUCUUGACGACCCUCAUUCAGAAGCUGGAGCUGAGUAUGUGCAGCGAAAAGACAGUGGACUUAACCCCUCAGUAUGGACUCACAAUGAAACACAAGGAGUGUGAGCAUUUCCAGAUUAGACAGCGUUUCUAAGAACCAGUGGUGGAAUCUGGGAACAAAGAAAGAGUGGGACAACCGGGGAGGAGGGAUUCCUAUCCUGCCGUAUCUGUAGCUUGACUUAGGAGUGGGUUGGUCACCUAGGCUGAACUGUGGACUGGGGCUGUGUCAAAAUAAUAAAAGUGGGCAAAUUAUAUAGGUUGGGUAAUGGCACAAGGCACUGUAAUCAUUUUCAUUUAAGUGACUUGAAACGAAGUAUGUCCUAUAUGGGCUUGUAUGGCAUGGAAUAACUUCUCCGAUUUGACCAUAAUACUGUGGUGGCUUCGGUCGUACACUAAGACUUCACUGGAAGAGCCUUUCUAGGGUGCAUACAAGUAACAGAGGUUAUCAUGCUUGUUGUACAAACAUACAUUGGAUAGGCAUGUACAAACGCUGCUUCCUGAAGGCCUUGUUAAAAGGGGAAGUGGACUCACUUUUAUAAACCUUUACUACUAACAGAACAUUGUAACCAGAUAAUCACUUAUAUACAUGUACUAAUAGCAAACUCAGCCUCACACUGUGGAAACUCAGCCUCACACAUAGCAAAAUGGCACCAGCCAUGCCUAAGAUAAGAACUAGCAAGCUUGGGUUUGGGAUCAAGGGUUUGCAGAAAUAACACAAACUUUAGGAAAAUCCCUGAUGAAUCUACAGACAGACAAACGAGAACAGUGUCUGAUCAGCAAUCACAGAACUUUGAUAGUAUGUUGAAAAACUAGGAAGGAGAAACAAAGGGAACAUCUUUGAAAACAUCAGGAGUACUUUAAACUGCAACAUUAUUCUCAUAUACCGUAGUUAAGUAUUAUGAUGCUGUGCACUGGGAAACUCAAUACUAAAGAAAUUAAAUGUGAUGGUGGUAUAUACAGGAAAUCUGUUUAUGGGGCUAUCUAUAGAGAUAUAUGAGACGGAAAGGGGACUUGGUCCCAGAACAUCUCUACAUCUCUUGUCUUCCUUGAAAUCCCUUUUCCUCUGCAGGCACUUUUGAUGUGAAAACAGUAGUCUGAUCUGUCUGACUUCCCUUCGGUUGGGGGUGAGGACUAUGUGUUGCUGCCAAAUUCUAGGCAGGGAAUAUAUGUACAGUGCUGUGUAUAUUGAUGAUGUAUAAAUAAAAAUAGCUUU